AUGUCUCUCAAUGAGAGGGACAAGCUGCAACAACAGCAACAACAACAACAACAACGUACUUCUCCACUCCCACCGCAGCAACGUCAGUCAUCGCCACAAAACUCAUUGCCCACAUCACGGCCAGGUGGUGUUAUUCCAGGAGGAGCUAUAACAGGAGGAGGAACACCAACGGCAUCUCGUAUUAAUCGUUCAGUACUUCCACCCAUGAGUCGAUCGCCCUUACCACCUAUGGCUGCAGGACGAGCAACACCUCCCACUGGAUCACCCGGUGGAGGCUUGAGUAGCAGACGAGGUCCUCCUGGGGGUUUACCAGGUCGUAUGGGAGGCAAGAAACCAGGAUUGAAUCUAUCACAACUUGGCAUCGCACCUAAGCCUGAUACGCCUUUUGCCAACUUUUCGAAAUAUGUGGAUCCAUCUGGCAAGCUCAACUUUGCUGGCAAGGCUAUUAUUCAUGCCGACGGUGUUGAUUUCAGUAAUGGCAACAGCUUUGCUAUCAAGAUGGCUGAUUUGGAGUUGCAAGAAGAAUUGGGCAAAGGCCAAUAUGGCACCGUACAAAAGGUGUACCACCGAGUGACAAAUGUCGUGAUGGCAAUGAAGGAAAUUCGUCUCGAGCUUGAUGAAACCAAGCUGCACCAGAUCUUGAUGGAGCUCGAUAUCCUACACAAGAGCACGAGUGAUUACAUUGUCGAAUUCUAUGGUGCCUUCUUUAUUGAGUCAUGCGUCUACUAUUGUAUGGAGUACAUGGAUUGUGGAUCUUUGGAUAAGUUGUAUGGCGAGGGUGUGCCAGAAGAUGUCUUGGCAAAGAUUGCAAUUUCGAUGGUCAAAGGUCUUCGAUUCCUUAAAGAUGAACUUUCCAUUAUUCAUCGAGAUGUCAAGCCUACGAAUGUACUCGUCAAUAGCAAGGGUCAAAUCAAGCUAUGCGACUUUGGUGUAUCAGGUCAACUUGAUCGUUCGCUUGCAAAGACCAAUAUCGGUUGUCAAAGUUACAUGGCCCCUGAACGUAUCAAGGCAGCCAACACCUACACAGUUGCUUCGGAUGUUUGGUCACUUGGUUUGUCGUUGGUGGAAAUGGCUGGUGGCAAAUACCCAUACACGUAUGACAACAUGUUUGCUCAGUUGAAGGCCAUUGUUGAUGAGGAGCCACCCACAUUACCAGAGCAUUUCUCAGAUGAUGCACGCGACUUUAUCGCUUCUUGUUUACACAAGGAUGCAAAGGAACGACCGACUUAUGCAAAGCUGCUUGAUCAUCCUUUCAUCAAAAAGUACGAAGAUGUCGACGUGGACAUGGCCAAAUGGGCAAAUGAUGCGUUCGCUGCUCGAAUGUCGAACAACAAGAAGCAUUAG
Lichtheimia ornata is the source of this 1344-nucleotide messenger RNA. RefSeq lists its product as uncharacterized. Gene Ontology annotation, biological process: cellular hyperosmotic response; protein phosphorylation; MAPK cascade. Lineage: Eukaryota; Fungi; Mucoromycota; Mucoromycetes; Mucorales; Lichtheimiaceae. Gene Ontology annotation, molecular function: MAP kinase kinase activity; ATP binding. The coding region runs from base 1 to 1344 and encodes 447 amino acids. The record is from RefSeq and is a predicted model, not a curated record. The transcript is spliced from 8 exons.